This is a messenger RNA of Vicia faba (fava bean), 687 nucleotides long. Lineage: Eukaryota; Viridiplantae; Streptophyta; Magnoliopsida; Fabales; Fabaceae. The record is from the annotation of a GenBank genome assembly.
AUGUCUGACGCUUAUUGGAGAUAUGCCGAAUCCCAGCACGCCCCCUCCGCCAUCCCCGCCAAACGUCCUCGUUCGGAAUACGAUGUCUCUGGCGUUCAUGACUUGACCAGUUACUUUCCCCAUGACGCGGAUAGAGGAAGGCUCCAAGUAGUUAGAGAUACUGAAUCACUUGAUGCAUCCUAUGAGCGUUACCUCCGUAAUGCGCAGAUUUCAACUUAUGGUCCCGGACAGCCUACUAGAACCAUUGAUGGGGGAGUUCCCAGUCAUUCUAUUGACGAGUCUCAUGUCACUAAUAUUGGAGUAGACCGAAGAUCAAACGUAAAUGACAAAAGCCUGGAAUUAAGUGGUGGAAGGUCCGGCCAUUCGCUUCCACCUGAUGCUACGAAUACAGUAUUUGUGGAGGGUUUACCUUCCAACUGUACAAGACGGGAAGUAGCUCAUAUUUUUCGUCCUUUUGUUGGCUAUAAAGAAGUUAGACUUGUCAGCAAGGAAUCAAGACAGCCUGGGGGUGAUCCACUGUUGCUUUGUUUUGUUGAUUUUGUAAGUCCGGCUCAUGCAGCAACUGCCAUGGAUGCAUUGCAUGGUUACAAAUUUGACGAGCUUGAUCGCAACUCAGUCAGUUUACGUUUCCAAUUCGCUCGCAACCCCGGUGCGAGGUCAGGUGGAGGGCAUCGUGGCAAGCGUUGA